Cucurbitaria berberidis CBS 394.84 is the source of this 1232-nucleotide messenger RNA. Its product is annotated as ATPase, V0 complex, subunit D. NCBI's taxonomy places the organism in Eukaryota, Fungi, Ascomycota, Dothideomycetes, Pleosporales, Cucurbitariaceae. Gene Ontology annotation, molecular function: proton-transporting ATPase activity, rotational mechanism. The record is from RefSeq and is a predicted model, not a curated record. Gene Ontology annotation, biological process: proton transmembrane transport; vacuolar acidification; vacuolar transport. Gene Ontology annotation, cellular component: vacuolar proton-transporting V-type ATPase complex; fungal-type vacuole membrane; proton-transporting V-type ATPase, V0 domain. The transcript is spliced from 4 exons. The coding region runs from base 23 to 1123 and encodes 366 amino acids.
GUCGUAGUCCGCAUCACGCAUCAUGGAAGGCCUAUACUACAACGUCAAAUAUGGCUACAUCGAGGGCAUCGUGCGUGGGUACCGCAAUGCGCUGCUCACCAGCCAGAACUACAACAACUUGACCCAGUGCGACACGAUUGACGAUGUCAAGCUACAACUCUCGCCAGCGUACGGCGACUUUCUCUCGUCCCUGCCACCGAACCCCUCAACGUCUGCCCUUGCCGCCAAAACCACCGACAAGCUUGUGGCCGAGUUUCGCUAUCUCCAGGCCAAUGCUACCGGAUCGCUUUCCAAGUUUAUGGAAUACCUCACAUACGGAUACAUGAUCGACAACGUGGCGCUGCUGAUUACGGGUACGCUACACGAGAGGGACACCCGCGAGUUGCUGGAAAGAUGUCACCCGCUUGGCUGGUUCGAGACAAUGCCAGUCCUGUGCGUGGCAACCAACAUUGAGGAGCUGUACAACUCUGUUCUGAUUGAGACACCGCUUGCGCCGUACUUCAAGGGCUCGCUGAGCCACCAGGAUCUGGACGAACUGAACAUUGAGAUCAUCCGUAAUACGCUCUACAAGAACUACCUCGAGGACUUUCACCAGUGGGUCAACUCUGCUCCAGAUAUCGCCGGUACGCCAACAGCAGAUGUCAUGACUGAGGUGCUGGAGUUUGAGGCGGACCGCAGGAGCAUCAACAUCUCGCUGAACUCUUUUGGAACCGAGCUUUCCAAGGCGGACAGAAAGAAGCUCUACCCGAGCUUCGGCAAACUGUACCCAGAGGGAACCCUGAUGCUCUCGAGGGCAGACGAUGUAGAAGGCGUGCGUAUUGCUGUAGAGAGCGUGGCCGACUACAAGACCUUCUUUGAUCAAACUGGGUUGAGUCAAGGUGGCGGUGGUGGCGUCGGAAACAUGGCAGGCGGUGCGGGUGGAGAGACGAGGAGUCUGGAAGAUUUAUUCUAUCAGAAAGAGAUGGAGAUCUCAAAGAUUGCUUUUACGAGGCAGUUCACCCACGCCAUCGUCUACGCAUGGGUCAAGCUGCGCGAGCAGGAAAUUCGAAACAUCACUUGGAUAGCCGAGUGCAUCGCGCAGAACCAAAAGGAGCGCAUCGGGAACUACAUCAGUGUGUUCUGAGCUUUAUAACCUGUGUAGUAAUAGUAUGUUUGGUCACAUCAUGAGCGACUUGGGUGGCGUUAGGGAUGGGUUCGUAUAUCCAACUUCAUUAGAGUGUACAUCUUCGCCG